AGUGAAAGGGAGAAAGAGAGCCGCAGACCAUUCAAAAACAAGCGGAUAACAUCCCACUUCGUACUCCAGCCUCUCUCCUGUGAACCGAACCACACUGAAUUUUUUUCACCACCAUCAUCUUCUCAUUUCACGUGCUAUCAAAAUUUAUCCAAUAUCAGGUGAAAACCAUGGCUUGCCGUUCCAUCAACAUGUACGGUUCACUGCUCAGGCCACGGAGGAUCAUCGCCGAUCAGUCUCCGGUGAUCAGUUUCCGGCCGAACGAAGCAGGAAGAUUAGGUGUUAAUCGCAGGGUCGUGUUGUGUUGUUCUGCUCCUGAAUCCUCCUCCACGGCUACCGUAACUGACAAGAAGGAAGCAGAGCCAGCAAAGGCAACAACACCUGCAGCUGCGGCAACAACUGCUACUGAGAAGAAGGAAGCAGAGCCAGCAAAAGCAAAAGCUUCUCCGGCGAAGCCAAAGAAAGCUCCGGUGAAGCCACUGCCUGAGAUGAUGGAGGAGGAUGUUAUCCCCUCGCUGAAAGCAACACUUGAGACUGAAGAAGAUCUCUCACAGAUUGAGCUCUCUUUUAAAGAUAACAGGUUGGAAGGUUCUUUCCUAAAGAAAGACGUACCCUACUACUUCUGGGCAUUUUUUCCAGAUGGAGUCCUCACAGGUCCUAAAGGGUUUUCAUUGUCAUCACAUGGAUCUGAAGCAAGUACCGUGGAGCCGUUCCUCAUCGAUGAGAGAAAGAUCACAGCAAAACAUAUUGUGUUUUGGGUGGAGAAGAGACUAGCAGCUCAGGGUAUCCUUCCUGUGUGGAAGGAGUAAUUACAUGUCCUGGUGUAUCAACAAAUGACAAGAGAAAAAUAUCUGUAUCUGUAUUUUAGUUGAAAUAUUGCUAAAGGUUCGUAUUUCUAUAUACAUCUCAUUAUUUAAAUUUUAAUAGGACAAUUUUAUCC
This is a messenger RNA of Asparagus officinalis (garden asparagus), 937 nucleotides long. RefSeq lists its product as uncharacterized. The record is from RefSeq and is a predicted model, not a curated record. The transcript is spliced from 5 exons. Lineage: Eukaryota; Viridiplantae; Streptophyta; Magnoliopsida; Asparagales; Asparagaceae. Bases 168 to 806 code for a protein of 212 amino acids.